ACUUUAAAACGAGAGCUCUUGAACUUGACCGAGCUAUUGGUUUGUCAGCUUUCUUGCAGCGAAGACGAACUUUUACUCCCAUACGACAUUGUUGUGUACAGCAAUUGGAGUUCAUGAUUCGACGAAAGGCAAGCUUCCAGACGUUCAUAUUGGCUGUGAUACAAGCGAAUAGGUUGCCCAUGUUUUGGUUGAAUUUUGGCUCGCACGUCUCUCUCUCUCAUUUAGACUUGGUCAUGUUGGUGAAGACAGUGAAAGAUUUUUAAGCUUAUCUGUAAUUCUUAAUCCAUAUUGCUAAUUCAUCAGUGAUGAUUGUUUAAGAACAUUGGCAAAGCUAACAUACGACUUGUAAAUCAGAGUUUCGUCUGCAAAUAUUCGUUCCAGCCCAAAGUAAUACUGAAACUAUAGCAAAGAAGUUGAACUUUAGUUUUACGAUGAUCCAUUAUUCACGUUAGUUUCUACAACAACGAACCUUCUACAACGGUCUAAGAACAGAACAUAAUAGAACCAUGUCUUCAUCGGCGAAGAAGAUGAUCUCAAAGAUCAUCCCUAAGAGGAAAGCGAGAUCGAGGAACAUCUCGUCAACGGCAUCAUCAUCAGGUGACGAUGAUCGACCGAGGAAGAAAAAAAGUUCACUCAGAGCGAAGGUCCAGAACGUGAAACCUAAGCUGAAUCCUCCUUUCCGAAAGAAGAGAUCGAACAUCAAUGUGAGGAACUCCCAGGGUCUCACUCCACUUCAUCUAGCUGUGAUCAAUGGCAACGUAGAGGGCGUCAGAGAACUUCUCUCCAGAAGGGACAUCGACAUAAAUGCCGAAGAUCGUCGCCAUCGGACGCCCCUGAUCAUCGCUUGCGAGAACAACCAGACCGACAUCGCCCUCAAGCUCAUCAAGCACAAGGCGGAUCUGACAGUUUGGGACGAAAACUUCGACACUCCACUCCACAUUGCUCUGAGAAAGGGAAACAGAAUCGUCGCAGAUAGGAUGAUUGAUCGAGCUAAGGCUAAAGGACAUCUGAUAGAGUUGGUGACCGAGCCUAAUUGGAACUGGGUAGCCCCCAUUCACGAAGCUGCAAGAGUAGGCCAUACAGACCUCAUCAGGAAAUGUCUUGAUGAAGACAAACAUGAUGAGAUCGAGAAACACGACUUCGGAAGUGGGCCCCACGAUGACCGCGACUAUGUGCUCGACCUCCGCGGUGAGAACGAUGAUUCUCUUCUGCAUAUUGCUUCUUCGAACGGGCACAUCGAUCUAGUGGAGCUGCUGGUCCAAAGAGGUGCGAAAAUCGACAGUACAAAUUGGGAUCUUCGUACACCAUUGCAUCUAUCGUGCAUUGCCAAUCAAAGGGCCGCCGUGGAAUAUCUUGUAGAAAAGUAA
This is a messenger RNA of Lytechinus variegatus (green sea urchin), 1367 nucleotides long. RefSeq names its product ankyrin-3-like. Gene Ontology annotation, molecular function: protein binding. The record is from RefSeq and is a predicted model, not a curated record. The coding region runs from base 507 to 1367 and encodes 286 amino acids. The transcript has 5 exons. Lineage: Eukaryota; Metazoa; Echinodermata; Echinoidea; Temnopleuroida; Toxopneustidae.